GCAUUACAAUAGUAAACUACAAACUAUUAAAGGGAGAAGAUAUAAUUUCUACUUUACUACCCUUUCACAUCAGUGCUUUCCUUUUAUUGAUUUUUCUUUUUUUCCGGGAAAAAUGGGUCAUUCCCCAGAUUCGGAAUUACCCCCUCCUUCAUAUGAAGAGGCUAUCAAUCCACCACCUCCAUCUUCUUCUUCUUCUACUUUUGGAAGACCAUCUGUACCCCCACCACAGCCUCAGAGACCCAAUUCGGGUCCAUCUCAAAGACCGUUCUCAAAUGCCGGAUCUCCUGGUAUAGGAUCAGGCUCCGGCUCAGGCUCCAACUCCAACUCCAACUCCAACUCCAACCCCAACCCAAACCUAUACGGGAACGCUGAACUCCCAUUCCAAUACCCCAAGGGAUUCCUCUGUUCCAAAUGUAAGAACUCAGGCUACAAGGUGAAAAAGGGAGGCAUGUGUACAAACUGUUGGAUGAAGUUUUACAUCUCCCUGAACGCAUACAAUCCCAACCCUCGGUUACCCUUCAAAUACCCCAAACGGUAUCUCUGUGAGAAGUGUGAGAACACGGGACACAAGAAGAAGAAUGGGAAGACAUGCACGACAUGCUGGGAGCGAUAUGCCCCACGUAACAACCCUCAGAUGUCCUCUAUGGGAUCAUUCAACCCCUUCUUGGGUGGAGGUGUGACCACCGCCAUUGUAGGUGGAAAUGGUGGCCCUGGAGGUGGUCCUGCCAUGAGAGUACCGCCGGGAGAUCCUCGGCUAGGGGGGCAACUAUGUGGAGGAUGCCGAGGCUCGGGGUUGAUCCGAUUCUUAUUGGACGAAGAGUUGUGUCCAGUCUGUUCUGGUUUAGGCAGAGUCUUGAAUGUCCCUGCACCAAUGCAACAAUUCCAACAAUUCACCGGCUUUCCACCGCCACAACCACAGUUCCAACCAUAUCCUUCGUCACCAUUUCCUCCACCCCCCAAUGGGAAAUUCUACUAAACCUAAAACAUGUCCUCCCAGGACCACGAGUGGCUUACGGGCCCCGCAGGGAGGGCAGUAGUACCACCCUACGGGGUUGGUGAGACGCUCCGCUGGCCCCUACUCGGGGAGAGCCACUGGCGUGGUGCCUAGCUCCUCUACGAGGAGAUCCCCACUAGUAGUCACCCCUUCCUCGAUAGAGGAACAAGGCCACCACGGCUAGUGGCCCACGGAGUGCCAGCGGAGCGGCUUACUGGCCCCGCAGGGAAGUCAGUCAGUCACUACUCUACGGAGUUUGUAACCCCCCCUGGUCCCAGCUCGAGAGAGCCCACCCUAAUUAUAUGCCUAUAUAC
Molecule: messenger RNA, 1308 nt
Organism: [Candida] anglica
Lineage: Eukaryota; Fungi; Ascomycota; Pichiomycetes; Serinales; Debaryomycetaceae
Source: the annotation of a GenBank genome assembly